This is a messenger RNA of Closterium sp. NIES-65, 2049 nucleotides long. NCBI's taxonomy places the organism in Eukaryota, Viridiplantae, Streptophyta, Zygnematophyceae, Desmidiales, Closteriaceae. The record is from the annotation of a GenBank genome assembly.
AUGUCAUGCCUUGCUUGUCCAUACAGCAUCCUCAACAACAACCAGCUCUCGGGCUCCAUUCCAACUUCCAUCUUCAACAUGACCAACCUCAGGUUCCUCUGGCUGGAUAACAACAACAUUGAGGGCCCUCUGCCAUCUGUCAUCUGCUCAAUUCCCUGGCUGUGGCGCAUCAUGGUAAGCAACAACCGCCUCUAUGGACCCCUUCCAGACUGCCUUUUCAACAAAUGUGUGAACCAAAUCGAUGUGAGCAACAACAGCCUGUACGGGCGCAUCAACCGCAACUUCAAGAACAUGGUGGCGGAUGGCGAUGCCCUCAUCAACUUGGGUCACAACUUCUUCUUCGGUGAUGCCGUGCUCUUUGCUGCCGGCUGCCAGGUCUGCCCCGUUGACAUCACCGAGCCCAACAUCCUGGACAUAGCGGAUACCAGUUCUGGCCAAGGGGCCGGGAAGUGCAUUAUUGGCAUAACAUCCAUGAAAGAUUACUCAGUUGCCGGGGCAGGCAAGGGUGCGAGGGUGAGUCUGUCAGGCAACUGCCUGAUGCUCAGCCCGGAUGCAGAUUGCCCUUCCAACGCCACCCAGCGCAGCACGGCAGCCUGCCAGGCGUUCUGCAGCAUCACGGACAACGGCCCGUGUGACGGCCAUGGGGAGUGUGUGCCGCCUGCACCCGCCUCCACCUCCACCUUCACCUGCCUCUUGUCCUCUCUGUCCACGGGCGCCAUAGUGGGCAUUGCUGUGGGCUGCUUUGCUGGCUCCACUCUACUGGCUGCUGUGGUUGCCUGGCUUCUGUGGCCCCGCCGACCAAAGAAGUGGGAGGGACUGGAUGUUUGUGAGCAGUUCUCGCUGCAGCAGAUGGUGAGGGCCACCAACAACUGGUCGGACGACAAUGUGCUGGGCAAGGGUGGCUUUGGCAUUGUCUACAAAGGCUGCUCGCCACACGGCCAGCUGUGGGCCAUCAAGCGCUCCAAAAUUAUGACCAACGACUUUGAGACGGAGGUGCGAGCAAUGGCUUCUCUCCACCACUCCCAUCUCGUUCGCCUGCUGGGCUUCUGUCUGGACCAAAACGUGGAGACGGGCAAGCAGGAGCAGAUCCUGGUGUACGAGUUUGUGGGCAACAGGGACCUCGAGUACCAUAUCUAUAAAACCAAAAGUCCCCUCUCGCUGCGUCAGAGGUUGCGCCUGGCACAGGGAGCAGCAGAGGGGCUGGCAUACCUGCACGGCUUUGGUGUCGUGCUCAUGGAGCUGCUCAGUGGAAUGUCACCUCAAGACACCAAUGAAUCUCACAUGAGAGAAUGGGCAAGAAAGAAGAUGGAGGCGUUUCAACUGGAUGAUCUCAAGGACAGCAGGAUGCCGGAGGUGAGCAGGGAGGCCGUUGUAGACAUUGCAGACCUGGCUCUGGACUGCAUGAAGUCGCCAGGCACACGGCGCCCCAGCAUGAAAGAGGUGGCAUACCGCCUCAAUGCGCUUAUUGAGAAGCACUGCCCUGACAAGGAGAAAGAGGAUGAUUCGGGGAGUCUCGGGGAAGAAGAGAGUGCAAGCAGCGGAGGCUUCUCGUCGAAGAACGUUUCUUCUAUGCUAUUUGGAGACGGUGGGAGGGAUUCUCAGAGGUCGACACUCUUGAGCAAUCCCGGCACAAGUGCCCUUUCUGAGAAAGGCUUUCUCCCUGCAGACGUCGCAGGUCUUCUCUCCAGUGCUGUGGCGCCCGGCUUCUCCACUUUAAAGUACCCCUUCCUCGCUGACAUCUGUGCUGCUCAGGCCUCUUUUGAGAAUUCUCAAAAGUGGCUUCUGAGACUUCUCAAAGACUUCCCCACUUUGAAGCACCUCUUCCUCGCUGGCAUCUGUGCUGCUCACGCCUCCGGCCCUCUGCCGCGGCCCAGGUUGGGUGCUGCAGUGCAGCUCCGUGAAGAGGCUUCUUUCCUCCUCCACUUCCUUGGCAGCUUGCAGCCCCUCCUCCAAGUUUUUGGAAAACCAGUCACUCAUCCCCUCUACUGCAAGUCUACGCUAUUCUCUACAGGUCCAAGGCAGUGGUUCAAGAAAGGCAUCUCAUGCUAG